AUGGAAGGCCCCAGUCGUGUGUAUCUCUUCGGAGAUCAGACUGCUGAGUUCGACUCGGGCCUCCGUCGCCUGCUACACGCCAAAAAUGACUCGUUUGUGAUAGCCUUCUUCCAGAAGUGCUACCAUGCUCUUCGCUGGGAGAUCAGCCAACUGCCGCCUUCCGAGCGCCAGAUAUUCCCUCGUUUUACGAGCAUUGUGGAUCUGCUUGCAAGGUACAAAGAGUUUGGACCUAACCCAGCUCUUGAAAGCGCGUUGACGACAAUCUACCAAUUGGGUUCCUUUAUCCAUCAUUAUGGAGACCUGGGAUACGAUUAUCCAUCAGCGGCUGACAGCUGCAUUAUUGGUCUCUGUACCGGUCAGCUUGCCUCAGCAGCUGUGAGUUCUUCAAAAAACAUUGGAGAACUUAUCCCAGCUGGCGUUGAAACGGUUGUUUUGGCGCUCAGGCUUGGAGUAUGUGUUGUGAAAGUUCGAGAGUUGGUUGAGGCAGACGCACCGCCAUCAUCAAGCUGGUCUGUAUUAGUUUCCGGAAUUCGGGAGCCGGAGGCGGAAAACCUGAUUUUUCAAUUUGGACAAACCAAUACUCUCCCCCGUGUCUCGUGGCCGUAUAUUAGUGCGAUCAGCCCUAAUGGUCUUACGAUUAGCGGACCUCCAAGCUUUCUAGAAAGAUUUGUUGAAAGUUCUCUUUCUAGAGAACAGAAACCCACCAAGGUAUCAAUUCAUGGUGCUUAUCACGCUUCGCAUCUUUAUGACUCUAAGGAUGUCAACCGCAUUCUGGAGUCUUGGCCGAAAGAUGACUUUGCCCAUUAUGUGCCUCAAAUCCCCAUUCUUUCGAGCGAGACAGGAGAGCUUCUCAGUGUGGAGAACAUUUGGGAUCUUCUGAAAAUUUCAUUGGAAGAAAUUCUUCUGAGACAGCUUUGCUGGGACAAAGUCAUUGACUCAUGUGCGUUAGCUUUGAAGUCAUCGGCUCCGAAAUGCACCUUGCUACCAGUAUCAAGUACCGCAACACAGAGCUUGUACAGUUCAUUGAAGAAAGCAGAUCUCUCGAAUAUCGAAGUCGAUAACUCCAUUGGCGAUGUCAAGAAAGAUCCAGAGGGAGUCAACCGUUCGGGCCGUGCUGAACAGUCUAAGAUUGCUAUCAUUGGUCUAUCUGGGCGGUUUCCCGAGGCUCCAGAUACAGAAGCAUUUUGGGAUCUCUUGUAUAAGGGACUUGAUGUUCAUCGUGAAGUUCCCCCUGAGCGCUGGGAUGUUAAAGCCCACGUCGAUAUGGAGGGGAACACUCGAAACACCAGCAAAGUUCAAUAUGGAUGCUGGAUUAACGAGGCCGGCCUUUUUGAUCCUCGUUUCUUCAACAUGUCCCCUCGUGAAGCACUACAAGCCGACCCUGCCCAACGCCUUGCCCUGCUUACAGCAUAUGAAGCGUUUGAAAUGGCAGGGUUUAUCCCCGACAGCACUCCAUCUACACAGAAGAACCGAGUUGGUGUGUUCUAUGGGAUGACAAGUGAUGACUACCGUGAAAUCAAUAGCGGUCAGGACAUUGACACUUACUUCAUUCCUGGCGGCAAUCGUGCCUUCACUCCUGGCCGCAUCAACUACUAUUUCAAGUUCAGCGGUCCUAGUGUGAGUGUUGAUACCGCAUGCUCCUCCAGCUUGGCAGCAAUCCAUGUCGCAUGCAACUCUCUGUGGCGGAAUGACUGUGACUCUGCUGUUGCCGGUGGGGUCAAUAUACUGACCAACCCGGACAAUCACGCUGGUCUUGAUCGUGGCCAUUUCCUCUCGAGAACCGGAAAUUGCAACACCUUUGACGAUGGUGCUGAUGGUUACUGCCGAGCGGAUGGCAUUGGCUCCGUUGUGUUGAAGAGACUCGAGGAUGCUCAAGCUGACAAUGAUCCCAUCUACGGUGUAAUCUCCGGGGCGUAUACCAAUCAUUCUGCGGAAGCCGUCUCAAUCACCCGGCCCCAUGUUGGCGCUCAGGCCUUUAUCUUUGACAAGCUGUUGAACGAAGCCAAUAUUGAUCCCAAGGAUGUUAGCUAUAUCGAAAUGCAUGGUACAGGAACUCAAGCUGGCGAUGCCGUCGAAAUGCAAUCUGUUCUGGAUGUCUUCGCCCCUGACUACCGUCGCGGACCAACCCAGUCGCUUCAUCUCGGCUCAGCAAAGGCAAACAUAGGCCAUGGAGAAUCUGCAUCUGGUGUUUCUGCUUUGGUUAAAGUCCUGAUGAUGAUGCAAAAGAACAUGAUUCCUCCACACUGUGGAAUUAAGAAUAAGAUCAAUCAUAACUUCCCGACGGAUCUUCAAAAGCGAAAUGUGCACAUUGCGCUUGAACCAACUCCUUGGAACCGACCGGCUGAUGGUAAGCGCAAGACUUUUAUCAACAAUUUCUCUGCUGCAGGUGGUAACACGGCGCUGUUGAUGGAAGAUGGCCCGUUGCGUGAAACUGUUGAUACGGAUCCUCGAUCUGUUCACCCAGUCGUCGUUUCUGCGAGAUCCCAGUCUGCUUUGAAGAACAAUAUUACAGCUUUGGUGCAGUAUAUUGACAAUAAUAAGAACUUAUUCAAUGUCAAUGAGGCCAAGUUCCUUGCCAAUCUGUCUUAUACCACUACUGCACGACGCAUCCAUCAUCCGUUCCGUGCUGCUGCUACCGGUUCGACCCUGGAAGAGAUUCGGUCAACUUUGAUUUCAAGCGCCAAUCGUGAAAGCAUCACUCCUGUUCCAGCCACUGCGCCGGGAGUUGGAUUUGUUUUUACCGGACAGGGUGCUCAAUACACAGGCAUGGGUAGUCAACUCUAUGAGAACAGCUCACAAUUCCGAUACCACAUCGAGCAUCUUGACCGCAUUGUUCAGAGUCAGGGAUUCCAGUCCAUCUUACCUCUCAUCGAUGGAAGCAUUCCUGUGGAAGAGCUUGGCCCAAUAGUCACUCAGUUGGGAACUACGUGUAUCCAAAUGGCUCUGACAAAGCUCUGGAUUUCAAUGGGCGUUAGCCCCAGCUUUGUCCUUGGCCACAGCUUGGGUGAAUAUGCCGCGUUGAAUGCUGCUGGUAUUCUCACAACUAGCGAUACAAUUUAUCUUGCUGGUCGCCGUGCUCAGCUGCUCACAGAGCAAUGCAAGAUGGGUACACAUGCCAUGUUGGCCGUGAAGUCAUCGGUAGCACAAGUGAAGCAGUUUCUCCAUGACGAUGAUGCUGCUGCUGAGAUUGCCUGUAUCAAUGCUCCUAGCGAGACUGUCAUUAGUGGAGACAAUAACAUGAUCGAUCAACUCGCGGACAAGCUUGCCAACGGAGGCUUCAAAGCUACCAAGCUCAAGGUACCUUUUGCUUUCCACUCUGCUCAGGUCGAACCUAUUCUCAGCAGCCUUGCCGAGGUUGCCAAGGGCAUUAAGUUCCAUAAACCUGUGAUUCCUUUUGUGUCCGCCCUACUUGGUGAUGUUCUUCGGGAAGAGAACUCGGACGUGUUGGGACCCAAUUAUUUGACGAGACAUUGCCGAGAGACUGUCAAUUUCCUCGCCGCGCUGGAAGCUACUCGUCAUGCCAAGUUGACGAAUGACAAGACCAUAUGGGUUGAGAUUGGCUCUCACCCAGUCUGCUCCGGAAUGGUCAAAUCAACUUUUGGUCCACAAGCUACGACAGCAGCCUCUCUACGUCGCCAGGAAGACACCUGGAAAGUGUUGUCCAACAGCCUUUCAGCUCUCCAUAUGGCCGGCCUGGACCUCCGCUGGAAGGAGUAUCACCAAGACUUCAGCACCAUGCAUGAAGUCCUUGCCCUUCCAUCUUACAAGUGGGACCUCAAGAACUACUGGAUUCCUUACACCAAUAACUUCUGCCUCCUUAAAGGUGCACCCGCUCCACCGGCGGCGGAGGCUACUCCGAUCUCGACCUUCCUAUCCACCUCUGCACAGAGGGUUUUGGAGACCACUGCCAAUGAGGUUUCUGCAACUGUGGUCAUUGAAAACGAUAUUGCAGACCCAGAGUUGAAUCGUGUUAUUCAAGGACAUAAAGUCAAUGGAGCGGCUCUUUGUCCAUCGUCCUUAUAUGCAGAUAUUGCUCAGACUCUGGGCGAGUUCCUUGUCACAAAAUACAAGCCUGAGUGGAGGGAGCGUGGCUUCGAUGUUUGCAAUGUGGUGGUUCCCAAGCCCCUCAUUGCAAAGGGUGGCAAGCAGCUAUUCCGAGUCUCUGCCACGGCCAAUUGGGCCGAGGAGAGUGCACAGGUACAGGUCUGGUCUGUGACCACAGAAGGAAAGAAAAUUCUCGAUCACGCAACUUGUGAAAUCAAGUUUUUCGAAACAUCAGCAGCUGAAGUUGAAUGGAAGCGAAAUACCUAUCUAAUUAAGAGAAGUAUCAAGCACCUCCAAGAGAGCACUGAAUCUGGCCAGGCUCAUCGCAUGAAGCGUGGCAUGGUGUACAAGCUAUUCAGUGCUUUGGUCGAAUAUGAUGACAACUAUAAAUCCAUUCAGGAGGUCAUUCUUGAUAGUGACCAGCACGAGGCUACUGCACUGGUUAAAUUCCAGGCACCCCAAGGGAAUUUCCAUCGCAAUCCUUUCUGGAUUGACAGCAUUGGCCAUCUUUCUGGCUUCAUAAUGAAUGCUAGCGAUGCCACGGAUUCUAAGAACCAAGUGUUUGUGAACCACGGCUGGGACUCGAUGCGUUGCUUGAAGAAGUUUGAUCCUAAUGUCACAUAUCGUACCUAUGUACGCAUGCAGCCCUGGCAAAACUCCAUUUGGGCAGGUGAUGUGUACCUGUUUGACGGCGAUGAUAUUGUUGCAGUUUAUGGCGGCGUCAAGUUUCAAGCAUUGGCUCGGAAGAUCCUUGACACUGUCCUUCCUCCUGCUGGUGCUUCUGCCGCUACAACUGCUGCCAAAGGAAAGCCUGCGCCCAUCAACGUCGCGAAGUCAAGAGCGACCCCGGCUAAGAAGGCUGCCGUCCGUCCUGCUGCAACUUCACCUAAGUCUGCAGGACUGAGCAUUGUGUCGCGUGCUCUUAGCAUCCUUGCAGAAGAAGUUGGAUUGUCGGCAUCUGAGAUGACUGAUGAUCUGAACUUUGCGGAUUAUGGAGUCGACUCCCUGCUCUCUCUGACCGUGACUGGCCGUUAUCGUGAAGAGAUGAGUAUUGAUCUAGAGUCCUCUGUCUUUGUGGACCAGCCUACAAUCAAGGACUUCAAACAGUUACUUGCCCGGAUGAGCCCUGCUGAAAGCAGUAGUGAUGGAUCGAGCAGCGAGCCUGAUAUUUCGUCCGCUGAAUCUUCGACUGACAUCUCCUCUCCGAAUUCGAGCGGAAUUCCCACGCCUACACACGAGAAGACUAUGAACUUCCAACAGAAUGAUAGCAUGAAGGAGAUCUGCAAAAUCCUGGCUGAGGAGAUUGGCGUGGAGCCAGAGGAGCUUCAAGGAGAUGCCAACCUGGGGGAGAUGGGCUUGGAUUCACUGAUGUCUCUGACCGUUCUUGGUAAGAUCCGGGAGACCCUCGACCUUGACCUUCCUGGAGAGUUCUUCAUUGAGAAUCAGACGAUCGAAGACGUGGAAGUUGCUCUUGAUCUCAAGCCAAAGGCCGUGGCACCAGAGCCUAUCCGCCUUCCAGAGCAGAUUGAAGUCAAGGCCCCUAAAGCUGUGUCUACUGCAAUCCAACAUCCCCCUGCAACUUCCAUCCUCCUUCAGGGAAAUCCCAAGACAGCCACGCAAAAGCUUUUCCUAUUCCCUGACGGUUCUGGAUCUGCCACUUCUUACGCCACAAUUCCAGGCAUCUCACCGGAUGUUUGUGUUUACGGAUUGAACUGUCCGUAUAUGCGGACUCCUGAGAAUCUUAAGUUCCCACUGGAAGAACUCACGUACCCAUACGUGGCGGAGAUUAGACGUCGUCAGCCUCAUGGUCCUUAUAACUUUGGUGGCUGGUCGGCUGGCGGCAUUUGUGCGUAUGAUGCGGCUCGCCAUCUCAUAUUCGAGGAGGGUGAGCAGGUCGAUCGUCUGCUUCUUCUUGACUCGCCAUUCCCCAUUGGACUUGAAAAACUCCCUCGUCGCUUAUACAGGUUCUUUGACUCCAUCGGCUUGUUUGGUGAAGGUAAAGCUCCCCCACCAAAGUGGCUUCUGCCACACUUCCUUGCUUUCAUCGAUUCAUUAGAUGCAUACAAGGCGUCGCCGUUCCCAUUUGAUGAUGAAAAACACGCCGAGAAGAUUCCGAAGACUUUCAUGGUAUGGGCUAAGGAUGGCGUUUGCAAUAAGCCUGAAGAUCCUCGCCCUGCUCCUGCUGAGGAUGGAAGCCCCGAUCCCCGGGAGAUGCUUUGGCUUCUCAACAACCGAACUGAUCUCGGACCCAAUGGAUGGGACACCCUUGUCGGACCUAAGAAUGUCGGUGGGAUCACGAUCAUGGAGGGCGCAAAUCAUUUUACCAUGACGCAAGGGGAGAAGGCAAAGGAUUUGGCCACGUUCAUUGCCAACGCCAUGUCUUCCGCCUAA
This is a messenger RNA of Penicillium macrosclerotiorum, 6435 nucleotides long. It is a transcript of the gene pksP, whose product is annotated as polyketide synthase alb1. Gene Ontology annotation, molecular function: fatty acid synthase activity; 3-oxoacyl-[acyl-carrier-protein] synthase activity; phosphopantetheine binding. The transcript is spliced from 5 exons. Gene Ontology annotation, biological process: fatty acid biosynthetic process. Bases 1 to 6435 code for a protein of 2144 amino acids. Lineage: Eukaryota; Fungi; Ascomycota; Eurotiomycetes; Eurotiales; Aspergillaceae. The record is from RefSeq and is a predicted model, not a curated record.